GUAUCGUUUACCUGAGAAUCGAUAUUUUUCUCGAUACGACUCGCUUUUGAUGGAUCGUUUUUUCCUGCGAUAUAAAUCUCGUUUCUAACGGUUAUUUCGCCUGAAGAAGAACGGUUUAGUCGCGUCAAGUAAUUGUAAUAAAAGAUCCCUUAUCGAUAAAAUUGUAAGUAGAAUACGAAGCAACAACAAUUGGAAUCGAGCUUUCUGAAUAAACGUACUAGGAAGCCGUAUAAACCAUCGUCGAGUAGAUUCUUGUAAGAAAUUCAGUUCGUAUCGAUGAUGUAAGAACGAUCGAUGGCCAAGAAGCACAGUAGGCGUCGUAUUUUUGAAACGGCGCAGUGACAGAUAACGUGUCGGUAGCGAACGGUACCGAGCAAGAAGAAGGCGUUGAUGAUGUUGGGCGAGAGAGGAAUGGACGAAGUAAAUUACCGGUAAAUUAACAGCGUCAAGGAGGAUUGGCGUUACGAUGAAAAAGUGGUUGAAGUGGUUGGUAACUGGGCAGAUUCUUUGGCUGGCUCGGCAAGAAUCCUGAGAAGCGAAGAGCGAAGAAGAGAGCUUAGGUUGGAUGGUGCCGCGGGUCGGUGCCAUUUAAACCGUUUUCGAGAGGACCGAAUAGAUUUUCCUACCGAAAGAAAGAGAAAAAGAAAAUCAGCGAGAAAGUUCUCGAGUACGAAAGGGUUAGGGUGGCGCGCCACCCGAGAAUUUGGCGGUAAAGGGCGGUGCGAAGGCGGCCCGACACCAUGGGGGUCGCCGACGAUUUCGCGCCGAGCUUCACCCAGAAGCCGCAACUCCGGCAAGAAGACGACGGGAACCGGUUGAUAUUCGAGUGUCAGCUAAUCAGUUCGCCGAAACCGGACAUAUCCUGGUAUCGUAGCGACACAGAGCUUAGCCAAGAUGCUAGGACCAAGUUUCGAAUGCAGAGCAUCGGCACGAACAAGUUCCUCGUCGUCUUGGAGCUCGACGACGUUAUCGAAACGGACGCUGGACUGUACAAGGUCAAGGCCAAGAACAAGAUGGGCGAGGUCGCCGCUUCGAUUAACCUGAACUUUAGCCCUGUCGAUGAGCCUAGGGAGAAACAAAUCGAUGGUAUCGCGCCAACUUUUGCGAAAAAGCCUGCUAUUAGACAAGAAGACGAUGGUAAACGAUUACUUUUCGAAUGUCGCAUCACAGCCGAUCCGACGCCAAAAGUUACGUGGUUUCACGAUGGAAAUAUGGUUAAAGAUUCACCGAGGCAUAAGCUCACCGUUGACAAAGACGGCCACUCGUACUUCGCGACUUUGGAAAUCAAAAAUGUGACUGUAGAGGAUGCUGGCAAAUAUAAGGUCACCGCGAAGAACGAGCUCGGCGAAUCUAAUGCUACUAUUUCCUUAAACUUCGAUAGCGACGAGGCACCCGUACCCGACGACGGUAUUAAACCGACCUUCACCGAACGACCGGUGAUCAGGCAAUCAGACGACGGUAACACCAUCACCUUCGAAUGUCGAUUAGUUGGCGACCCAAAACCAAGCGUCAAGUGGUAUCACGGUAGCGAGGAGGUGAAAGAAGGAGGAAGAAUCAGCAUGUCGCUGGAACUCGAUCAGAAAUUGUACCAUCUGGUGAGAUUAAAGAUCGACAACGUGGCGAAGGGGGACGCAGGCGAGUACAGAGCGGUCGCGAAGAACAAACACGGCCAGGGAGUGGCAACGAUCAAUCUAAACUUCGAGGGGGGCGAUAAAUUAAAAAUACCGGACGGUAAGCCGCCGCGUUUCCCAAAGAAGCCAACGAUUCGACAAGAAGGAGACAUCCUGAUCAUGGAGUGCGUGUUGGAAGCGCACCCGGUGCCGGAGAUAACCUGGUACCAGGGCCAGAAAUCGAUCAGCGACAGCAAACGCGUGAAGAUGUCACGCAAGGCAACCGGAAAGGACACUUACUUGCUCACGCUCGAGAUUUCGAAUCCGACCAAGGCUGAUGGUGGAAAUUAUCGAUGCAACGCGUUUAACAACUUUGGCGAAAGUAACGCCAACAUCUCCCUCAAUUUCCAAGAAGAAGGACCUGGUUUCGCACCGACGUUCGUCGAGAAACCCCGCAUCAUUCCGAACGAAACCGGUACCUUGAUCACGAUGAAGUGCAAGUGCAAGGCCAAUCCAAAGCCUGAGGUUACGUGGUUCCGCGGUAACAACGUCGUCAAGGAAUCGUCCAAGAUCUCGAUCAAGACGAAGACCGUGGAAGAGGACGUUUACGAAUUGAUCAUGGAAAUUAAAGAUCCCUCCGCACCGGAUGGUGGUACUUACAGGUGUCACGUGAAAAACGAAUACGGCGAAAGUAAUGCAAACUUGAAUUUGAACAUCGAGGCUGAGCCCGAACCGGAAGGAGACGGACCGACGUUCGUCGAGAAGCCGCGUAUUCAGUCUCAGAAUCAGGGUAAAUUAGUGAUCAUGGAUUGCAAAGUAAAGGCGAAACCAAAACCGGAAAUCGUGUGGACCCACGCGGGUUCGGUGGUAAAAGAAUCCUCGAAGAUCUCGAUCAGCAUCGUUCAAGAAAAAGAAGAUAUAUAUUAUAUUAAACUGUCCUUGAACGAUCCUGGUCCAGAAGAUUCGGGUCUUUAUAAAUGCAACAUCAAGAACGCUCUUGGAGAACUAAACGCCAAUCUAACGCUUAACGUUGAAAUUAUACCCGUGAUUAAAGAGAAACCGAAAGUCGUGAAAAUCGUAAAAAAGAAAACGGUUAUAGUCGAGUGUCACGUUCUUUCCAAGUUCGCACCAGAUUGUACCUGGUUCAAAGAAACGCAAGCGGUCAGAGAGGACACCAGACACAAAGUGCACGUCGAACAAGUGAAAGAGGGAGAAUUUGCUGUCAAAUUAGAAAUCGAACAAGUGUCAUCCUCUGACAAAGGUGUCUACAAAUUAGUAGCACGCAAUGAGAAAGGUGAAGCAACAUCCCAAGUUGUGGAGGUUACAGAAAUUAUGGAAGAAGGCGAGAAGCCUAAAAUAGCGUCCGGUUUGAAAUCGGCGACGAUCGAGGAAGGCAAAUCGAUCGAAUUUGUCGCUAGCCUCUCGAAACAAGACCGCAAAGUAACUAUCACCUGGUAUAGAGAUUCCACGGUAGUUAAAGCUUCCAAGGACAUCAUGAUAUCCUUUAAUGGUACCGACAUGAAACUGAAUAUCACAUCUGCUACCACUUCGUUCUCCGGAACUUACAAAGUCGUCGUCACUAACGAAUACGGUCAAGACGAGUCAUCUGCCCGAUUGGUCGUUAAGCAAAAAGAAGAAAAGAAAGAGGAAGAAGAGGAAGAAAAGAAAAAGAAGAAGGUUGAAAAGAAGAAGGAAGAGGAAAAGAAAGAAGAAAAGAAGGAGGAGAAGAAGGAAGAGAAAAAGGUGGAGAAGAAAGAAGAAAAGAAAGAGGAGAAGGAUAUACCUGACAAGAGACCGAACGGUAUUCACAAAUCUGCUUCUAAGAAGAAAGCGGAAGUUAUUCAGAAGGACGAAGAAAUUGCAAAUAAUGUUGAAGAAAGGAAACCGCUAAAGAAGAAACCGGAGGAGAAAAUUGAAGAAAAGAAGGAAAUAGAAAAGAAAAAGGUGGUGAAGAAGGCAGAAGAAAAGAAGGAGGAGAUAAAAGCAGAAAAAACGGUAGCUCGUAAGCAGUCUGUCAGUAGGAUCGAAGAAUUACGAACAGAAAGUCGAAGAAGUUCAUUGGUAUCCACUGAGGAAAAGAUAGAUGAAGAUGGUUACUCAUCACGACGCUCUUCUAUUCAAAAGACUGAAGAGGAAGUUAAGACGGAAAGUCGACGAUCUUCCAUCAUUGGACAGAAAGUGACGACAGAAAAGGCAGGAACAGGUAGUCCAAAGAUUAGGUCCGCAAUUACAUAUCCACAAUUCGCAAAGGAUGAGCCGUAUAUGAAAUAUCUUGUAUUUAGACGAAAAUCAGAAUAUGAGUCUAAGAUUUUGCCAAACGAAAAUAUUAUUAAGAGAACUAGGCCUGAACGUGAGGAGGAGAUCGAGGAUAUUUGGGCGUCGAUGCCAAGAGAUUCUGAAAUAAAACUCAUUAGAAGAACAGAGGAUUCUCCCAAAAUAAUUUCCAAAACGCGCGAAGAUAAUAGCAGAGUGAAUACAAAAUAUUUACCAGUUACACACGAAUCUCAUGAAAAACCGAAUGUCAAGGAUGAUUUACCAUCAGAACGUAUUGGGCGCGAUGAAUCCACAUUGUUACACGAGCCUAGGCCACGUACACGUAAACCUGUCAAAGAUGUUGAGGUUCAAUCAGAAUCCAGCAAAUGUCAGAAGAAAGUAAUUAGCAAUGGCGAGGAUACUCCGAUAUCGAAAUUUAAUUCGCAAUCAUACAAAUCUGAUGACGAAAUAGAGGACAUUUGGGCGGAUAGGCCUCAAGAUCGCGAAAUCAAACCUAUUUGGAAAGAGGUACCACAAAAAUCUAUCACAAAAUUAUCACAAACACAACCAGAAGUGCUCGAGGAUGUCUGGAAACCAAAUGAUAAAUCUGAUACGUUAAAACCUAAAUCAAAAUCAAAGUCACGCUCAUCAAUAUCGGCUGACAAUGUAGAGGGGGAGAUUAAACCGAAAUUAAAAACAACUCGCAAAAAAACCGAAACGGACAAGAAAGAGGGACCGAAACCAAAAUCUGCCGCUCGCAAAAGUGACGAUGCGAGCAAGAAAAAAGUAUCAGUCAUCAGACGUAGGUCUUCAACAAAAUCCACAGAAGGGUCUAAGGAUGAAGAACCUAUGAUAGAUUCGAAAGAAAAGGAUACUAUAGCUGAUGAAACUAAGAAGGCGGAAGUCGUCAGUAAAAGCAAGAUUGUCGGAAAGGAAGAAAAGAAGGAGGAAACCAAAUCCGAACCCAAACCUAAACCUACACCUAAAGUAGAGGAACCUAAGAAGGUAGAACCCACGAAACCACAGGCCACUCUUGGUAAACCGGAAGAGCCCAAGAAAGAGGAACCCGUCACGAAACCGAAAACUACACUUGGCAAACCCGAAGAGGCAAAGAAGGAAGAACCCGUCACGAAACCUAAAACUACACUUGGUAAACCUGAGGAAGCUAAGAAGGAAGAACCCAUGAAACCUAAGUCCACACUUGGUAAACCUGAACCACCUAAGACCGAGGAAACCAGAAAGCUCAGUCUCAAACCUGGAACAAAGAUGGAGGUAGAAGCCAAGACGUUGAACAAAGUAGAGCUCAAACCAACGGCGAACAAGGCUGGCGAGGAGAAAUCAGGACUACGUAAACCGCCAAAAUACGAAAUUAAAGCAGAGAACUUUCAAUUUGUUCAACUCAAACCGGUUGCCAGGGAGCCUAAAAAGCCUCAACAGGCUGAAAAUGGAAAUGUGGUCGAGUUGAAGAAAACCGAGAAGAUCGAGAAGGUUGAAACUAAGAAAGCAAAAACCGCCAAGUCUUCGAAGGAGAAGAAUUACGAACUUCCAGAGAUUCCAGAUUACGAAAGACCUGUGUUGGAGAAGCCUCGAGAGUUUGAUUUCGGCGAACAUGUACCUCGCGACAAAACAAAGCUCGAUAGACCGGCCACUCAGAAAUUCGAUUCUAAGCCGAAGGUGCCAGAGAUCAAAGCACCCGAGACACCGAAGAUCGAAGUUAUCAAAGACGUAACACCGACUGGAAGCAGAAAGAGUUCUCUAAUACCUGGCAGUGGUACUACCAGUCGACGCGGCUCCUUGAUUCCACCGGAAGAAUUGGGUCGCAGGCCCAGCCUUAUCAUCAGUGACGAGGAGAAUAGGAAGCUGCGACCUGGCGAGGUGGUGGACGAGCGCAAGUUGGGAAGGUUACGCCCCGGCGAGGUGUUGGAGUCUAAGAAUAAGUCUGGCCGUCCUGGCGAACUGCAAGGGAAAGAGCGUCGUCGUCCGAGCACGGACGUUAGAAGACCCAGCGUGGCGGACCUCGAGAAUAAGAUCAAUCAGCCGAGCACACCUCUUCGAGAUGUCGGACCACCGGGACCACCUCAGAUCGUCGAUGUCCAGGAAUCUUAUUCCGCCGUCGAAGACUCGACGGCGUACCUCACGGUGGGAGUGGAGGGUACGCCGGCACCGACCUUCAAGUUCUACAAGGGCAUCACCGAGAUCAUCGAAGGUGGUCGAUUCAAGUUCCUUACGGACACGGAGACGAAUACGAUCACCCUCUGCAUGAGGAAGACGAAACCCAACGACGAGGGUACUUACAAGAUCGUCGUGAGCAACAUCCAUGGCGAAGAUUCGGCCGAGAUGCAGCUCUAUGUUUCCGACGCCAGUGGUAUGGACUUCCGUGCUAUGCUGAGAAAGAGAAAGUAUCAGAAAUGGGCGAGAGAGGAACAAGAACAAGAAAAGGUAGACCUGAAGGAAGUUGAAAAACCAAUGCCAGCAUUGAAGAAGGUGGAGAAGAAACCGGAAAGCUUCCUAAAACCACUGGUGGAUCAAUACGCCAAAGAAGGCAAAGACAAGAAGGUCGUAUUCGAGGCGAACUUCUCGAAACCGAACUGCAAACCAAAAUGGUUCUUCCGAAAAGACGAACUGUUCCCUUCAGCCAAGUACAAGUUCAAGAACGAAGAGGACUGCUACCAGCUGAUCAUUCUCAAUCCGAAAGUCGAAGACACAGGCAAAUACACCAUCGAAAUUUCUGGUGUUUCGAGCACAGGCUUCCUCAAUGUCGAAGAACCGGAUCCAACAUAUACGUUUACCAAACCUCUUGCAAAGAAGUCGAGCGGUUAUACCAAGCACGAAGUGUACAUGGAAUGUACCGUCAGUUCGAAUUUGGCACAGGUUUCAUGGUACAAAGGAAAAACCAAACUCGAGGAUGGUGAUACGUACAGCAUAUCAAAGGACAUGAGUGGCGUUUGCCGAUUGACCAUAAAGAGCGCUACCCUCGAAGACAGUGGCGAUUACAUUUGUAAGAUUAGCAAACAAACCGACAAGACUGAAACGACUCUAACCGUAAUCGAAUAUCCGUACAAGUUCGUGAAGGUACUGAAGCAUCAACAGCUCGUAGAGAAGGAAACGUUGACCCUGGUCUGCGAGUUGGACGAUGCUGCUGGCGAAGUUAAAUGGUUCAAAGGUGACCAGGAGAUCGUAGCUGAUAAGAGGGUACAGAUCAAAGAAGAAGGCAGAAAGAGAAAGCUCAUCAUCAAAGAUACAAAAGUUACCGAUGCUGGUCUUUACUCCUGCGUGAGCAACGCCGACAAAACGGAAGCUGAAAUAGUUAUAAACUAUGCGAACCGUUUCAACAAGAAACUAAAGGACACAGUGGCCGUGGAAAGAGAAAAAUUGGUGCUGGAUGUGGAACUUCAAGAUCAAACGGCGCCAGCCGUGUUCUUUUUCAAUGGCAAUCCGAUCGAACCGAACGAGAGGGUCGAGGUGAAGAAUUUAGGCGGUGGCAAACACCAGUUGAUCUUCAAUAAGGUAGAAAUGAGCGACGACGGUGAGAUCACUUGCGAGAGUGGACAGUUAAAGAGCAGCUGUAAGCUCACGGUUAAGAAAGGCGAGAGCAAACCUAUCUGUGAAGUUCCUGACAAAGUUGAAGGACCUUGCAGCGCACCACUCGUUUUCGUUGUUCCUUUCAAGAUCGAAGGCACGAAACAAAGCCAGGUAGAAGCUAAACUGAUGAAAGAUGGUAAACCACUACCAUUGAAGGAAGUAGAGGUGGUCGUAGGCGAAGACAAGAUCACCUUCAAGAUCAAGAAACCUUCUCGCGAUCAAUCUGGCAUUUACCAGAUUAAGAUUGGUAACAGCCAGGGAGAAGAAGUGAAGGAUGUGAAUAUUAACAUGCAAGACGUGCCAUCGGCGCCCACCGACGUUGACGUAAACGAGAUCUUCCAAAAUUCCUGCGUGGUAUCUUUCAAGCCAUCGAAAGACGAUGGUGGAUCUCCUAUCACGAAAUACGUGAUCGAACGUCUCGAUCUCAGCUUAAAGGCGCAAUGGGACAGCGUUGGCGAAGUUAUGCCUGGCGAAAAGUGCGUUUACAAGGUUCAAGAUCUCGUCGCAAAGAAAGAAUACAAAUUCCGUAUCAGGGCAGUGAACAAACUCGGUUCCAGCGAACCUGCGAUGUUCGCGAAACCUGUUCUCGCCAAAGAUCCUUGGGACGAACCAGGUAAACCAACAAACGUGGACGUUACCGAUUGGGACAAGGAUCAUGCUGACUUGAAGUGGACAAAACCAGAUAAUGAUGGCGGAGCACCUAUCACUGGUUACGUAAUUGAAUACAAAGAAAAGUUUGGCAAGGAAUGGGUAAAGGGUAAAGAAAUCGAAGGAGACGCGACGGAAGGAACCAUCGACGGCUUAAAAGAGGGUACCCAAUACGAAUUCAGGAUCAGAGCCGUGAACAAAGCUGGUCCUGGUGAGCCUUCGGACGCGACAAAACCAAUCAUAGCCAAGUGUCGGUUCGUCAAACCCUACAUCGUCGGCGACGGUCUCACGAAUCUGAUCGUUAAGAAAGGACAAGUUAUCAAGUACGAUAUCAAAUAUGCUGGAGAACCAGAACCAGAAGUGCACUGGUUCCUUGGAACAAAAGAACUUGUCCAAGAUUCCGCUGAGAGAAUUACGAUCGACAAAUAUGAGAGGAACACCGUACUCACCGUUAGAAAGACGACUCGGCCAGAUUCUGGCAAAUACAAACUGGUCCUGACGAACAGUUCUGGAACCUGUGAAAGCACCGCAGACGUCGUUGUUCUCGACAAACCUUCUAAACCGAAAGGCCCAUUGAAAGUGGAGGAAGUGCGCUCCGAUCACGUUAAGGUGAAAUGGCAGAAACCAGAAGACAACGGUGGUACUGACAUCACCGGCUACGUUCUGGAGAAAAUGGACAUGGACACGGGACGAUGGAUUCCUGCCGGCGAAGUAGGACCUCACGAAGACAAUUUCACUUUUAGCGGACUAACUCCUAAAAAGAAGUACAAGUUCCGUGUAAAAGCUGUUAAUAAAGAGGGUGAAUCCGAACCACUCGAGGUGGACGAAGCAAUUCUCGCUAAAAAUCCUUAUGACGAGCCUGGUAAACCGGGUAAACCGGUGAUCUUCGAUUACGACAACGUCAGUGUGACCCUGAAAUGGGAGAAACCGGAAAGCGACGGUGGUAGACCGAUCACUCAUUACACCGUCGAGAUGAAAGACAAAUUCGCAGUCGACUGGGUCGAAGUAACGAAAACUACCGACGCCACUCCUGAAGCAAAGGUCGAGGGUCUCAAGGAAAAGAUGGUUUAUCAGUUCCGAGUCCGUGCCCACAAUAAAGCAGGUCCUGGUGAGCCUAGCGAACCUACGGACAACCAUCUUUGCAAGCACAAGAAUCUGAAACCAAGGAUCGACAGAACCAAUUUCAAAUCCAUAAUCAUCAAGGCUGGUCGUACACACAAAUGGUCCGUGGACAUCAGCGGAGAGCCACCACCAGAAGCGAAAUGGAUCUGGAGAGACAAUAUUCCGCUAACGACCACCGAACGCAUCAAGAUCGAGAACGUCGACUAUCACACGGACUUUACGAUCGUGAACGCGAUGCGCAAAGACACUGGAAAAUAUACCCUGAUCGCUGAGAAUAGUAACGGCAAAGACGAAGAAACCGUAGAACUUACGGUGCUCGGAAAACCAAGCCCGCCAAAGGGUCCUUUGGAAGUGACCGACGUUACUGCCACUUCGGCCAAAGUCAAGUGGGAGAAGCCAGAAGACGACGGUGGUGUUCCCAUUAAAGAAUACGAGAUCGAGAAGUUGGAUACGAAAACUGGCAAAUGGGUCAGGGUGGGAAAAAUUCCAGGAAACUCGCCGCUUACGGAAUUCGAGGUAACCGGCUUGAACCCAGGCAGCGAGUACAAAUUCCGCGUUACUGCUGUCAACGAUGAAGGUGAUUCUGAACCACUCGAAAGCGAACGCGGAAUCAUCGCUAAGAAUCCAUAUGAUGAACCUCACAAACCAGGAACACCAGAAAUCACUGAUUACGAUAACGAGUCUAUCAGUUUGAAGUGGACCGCUCCGGACAGCGAUGGUGGUGCACCGAUCGAAAAGUAUAUAAUCGAGAAGAAAGAUCGCUAUAAACCAGACUGGGAGAAAGCUAUGGAGGUUCCUGGAAAUCAACUCGAAGCCAAAGUUGCCGACCUGAAGGAACGAGGAGAAUAUCAAUUCAGGAUUAUCGCUGUGAACAAAGCUGGCCCGUCUCCGCCGUCUGACGCUUCGAAGAUGCAAAUUUGCAAACACAAAUCUCUGAAACCGAGAAUCGACCGUACAAACUUGAAACCUAUUACCGUAAGAGCUGGCAAGACGAUCAAGUACGAUGUAGACGUCCGUGGUGAACCACCACCAGAGAUCACCUGGUAUCACGUUAACCAGGAGGUGAAAAGCGGUGAAAAUAUUGAAAUCGUCAACGUUGAUUAUAACACGAAGAUCACUAUUACCGACUGCUUACGCAAGAACACUGGAGUUUGGAAGAUUAAAGCUGUAAACCCUCAUGGCGAAGACGAAGCCGAAGUUGAAGUUAUCAUACUUUCGGCACCCGGAAAACCAAAGGGUCCUCUGAAAGUAUCCGAUGUAACAAAGAAUGGAUGCAAGUUGAAAUGGGACAAACCGGAAGACGAUGGUGGAAAACCAGUGACCAGUUACCAAGUCGAGAAGCUGGACAAAUCAACCGGAAGAUGGGUUCCAGUUGGACGUACUUCUGACACCGAAAUGGACAUUAAGGGCCUCCAGGAAGGCCACGAAUACGAGUUCAGAGUGAAAGCUAUCAACGAAGAAGGGGAAUCCGAACCAUUGGUCACCGAUGGCACGAUUCUCGCAAAGAAUCCUUACGACGUGGCCAGCAAGCCUGGUGUACCAGAGUUCGAGGACUGGGAUGUGGAUCGCGUCGAUCUGAAGUGGGAGCCACCAAAGAACACCGGAGGUGCACCGAUUACUGGUUACAUUAUUGAGAUGAAAGAGAAACCAUCCACGCAGUGGCAGGAAGCUACCGUGACUGAAUCACCGCAGCCGAAAGGGCGCGUUACCGGAUUGAAGAAAGGUUCCGUUUAUCAAUUCCGUGUUCGAGCUGUUAAUAAAGCUGGACCAUCCGAACCUAGCGAUUCAACGAAACCGCAUGUUGCAAAGGCACGACACUUAAAACCACACAUCAACCGUGAGAAACUGCAAACGAUUAAAGUUAGAGCUGGGCAAAUGGUGAGGCUGGAAGUGGACGUCGAAGGUGAACCUCCUCCAACUAUUACCUGGAACUUUGCUGGUGCUGUUCUGCAGACUGGUGCCAACGUAAAGAUCGACAACGAAGAUUAUCUUACAAAAAUUCAUUUAACCCAGACUAGUCGCAAAAACAGCGGCAAAUACACCAUCAAAGCUGUUAAUGAUUCUGGAGAGGACGAAGCUGACGUGGAAAUUAUCAUUCUCGAUAAACCUGGAAAGCCCGAAGGUCCUCUAGAAGUGACGGACGUUCACAAGGAAGGAUGCAAGCUGAAAUGGAACAAACCAAGGGACGAUGGUGGUUUACCUUUGUCCAGUUACGUGAUCGAAAAAAUGGACGUGACCACAGGUCGCUGGGUACCAGCUGGAGUCGUAGAUCCUGAUAAAACAGAGCAUGCAAUUACCGGUUUAGAACCGGGUAAAAAAUACGAGUUCCGCGUGAAAGCUGUAAACGAGGAAGGAGAGUCGGAGCCAUUGCAAACAGAUACUGCCAUCAUUGCUAAAAAUCCAUAUGACGCUCCUGCCGCUCCUGGUCUUCCGGAGAUCAUCGACUGGGCCGAGAACAUGGUCAAGCUUAAAUGGGAACCACCUAUACGAGACGGCGGCGCCCCCAUUACCGGUUACAUUAUCGAGAUGAAAGAUAAGUUUGGUAACACAUUCGUGAAAGCUGCCGAAGUUCAAGGUCCGGUUUGCACCGGAACUGUGACCAGAUUAGAAGAAGGAAAUCAAUAUCAAUUUAGGGUUCGAGCAGUAAACAAAGCCGGCCCCGGUGAACCCUCCGAAGCUACCAAUCCUCACACUGCCAAAGCUCGUUGGUUGAAACCGUUCAUCGACCGUACCAAUUUGCAACCGAUAACGGUCAAAGUCGGUCUUACCGUGACUCUGGACGUGAAUAUCAUCGGAGAACCACCUCCAAAUGUAACCUGGUAUUUCGGCGAUAAAGAACUCACGUCCGACGAUACAAUACGAAUCGACAAUAUCGAUUACAACACUAAAUUCUUCAUCUUGAAAACCAAACGAACUCAAACCGGAAAGUACGUAAUCAAAGCGAAGAACGAAGUCGGCGAAGAUUCAGCGGAAGUCGAGAUAUUGGUCAUUGGUAGACCGAGCAAACCAAAGGGCCCUCUAGAAGUGUCCGAUGUUCAUAAACACGGUUGCAAGCUAAAAUGGGAGAAACCCGAAGACGACGGUGGUGUACCAGUCGAAUACUAUGAAAUCGAAAAGUUGGAUCCUCUUACCGGCCAAUGGAUUCCUUGUGCAAAGUCCACUGAACCAGAAGUCGCGGUAACUGGACUUCAGGAAGGGAAACCCUACAAAUUCCGUGUGAAGGCAGUAAACAGAGAGGGCGAAUCAGACGAAUUGGAAGCAGACAAAUCCAUUAUUGCCAAGAAUCCAUUCGACGAACCUGGCAAACCUGGUCGUCCAGAAAUCAAGAACUGGGACAAGGACUUUGUCGAUCUUGAAUGGACGCCGCCUAAAGAUGACGGCGGAGCUCCAAUCGAAAAGUACAUUGUGCAAAUGAGAGAUAAGGAAGGAAGACAGUGGAUAGACGUUGCAAAGGUUCAAGGAGAUCGCACGGUAGCUAAAGUUAUCGAUGGCAUCGAGGAGGGUCACGAAUACGAGUUCAGAGUGGUAGCUGUCAACAGAGCUGGUCCUGGAGAACCUAGCGAUACCUCGAAGAGCGUUGUGGCCAAACCACGAUUCUUGGCGCCACGCAUCGAUCGCAAAAAUCUGCAGAAGAAGGUGAUGCGAGUCGGACAGUUGCUGCGAAUCGAAGCAGAUAUACAGGGUGAACCUCCUCCAAUUGUCACUUGGAAACUCAAAGACGCUGUGCUGAAGAGCAUGGAUCGUUUGAAGAUCGAAAACGAAGAUUAUCACACUACCUUCAUCAUGAGCAAAUUGCAAAGGUCCGAUACCGGAACGUACACGGUGAUUGCGAAAAACGACAGUGGUACCGAUCAAGUCGACGUUGAAAUCCAAGUACUAAGCAAACCUGGCAAACCUAAAGGACCGCUCGAAGUAUCGAACGUGACCGCAGAAGGAUGCAAGCUGAAAUGGGAGAAACCCGACGACGACGGUGGCGAACCAGUGGAUCACUACGUGAUCGAGAGAAUGGACGUGGAUACCGGAAGAUGGGUGCCUUGUGCCACGAGCAAAACUCCGGAAGCAGAUGUCACUGGACUGAACGAAGGAAAGGACUAUCUGUUUCGAGUUAAGGCCGUCAAUUCUGAAGGAGAAUCCGAACCCUUGGAAACGGCUAUUCCUACUACAGCGAAGAAUCCUUACACCGAACCCGAUGCUCCUGGCAAGCCAGAUCUCAAGGACUGGUCCAAGCAUCACGUCGACCUGAAAUGGAAAGCCCCGAAGAAAGACGGUGGAGCACCGAUCGAGAAAUACAUAAUCGAAAAGAAAGAUCAAUUUGGUAAAUGGCAAAAAGCGGCUGAAGUUCCUGGAAACAAAACGGAAGGUAGAGUCGAAGAUCUCGUGGAAGGACAAAAGUAUCAGUUCCGCGUAAAGGCGGUGAACAAAGGUGGCCAGAGCAAACCCAGCGAACCAAGCGACAGUUUGGUUGCCAAGGAUCGUUACGCCGCGCCAAAGAUCGAUCGUACAAACCUGAAAGACAUCACGAUCAAAGCCGGUACCCACAUUCGAUUGGACGUGAAGGUCAGUGGCGAACCACCUCCAACGAAGACUUGGUAUCUGAACAAGGCGAAGCAGGAAUCUGCCGGUGUCUUGACAAUCGAGUUGGAAGACUACAGAACAAAGUUCAUCGUGUCGUCGGCUAGCAGAGCUCACUGCGGCACUUUAACAUUGAAAGCGGAGAACAGCUCUGGAAAAGACGAGGCGUCGAUCGAAAUUCUGGUCCUGGACAAGCCUGGCAAACCGGAAGGCCCUCUGAAAGUGUCCGACGUGCACAAAGAAGGAUGCACGCUCAAAUGGAAUCCACCACUGGACGAUGGUGGUGCACCAUUAGAUCAUUACGUGGUCGAGAAAAUGGACACAGAAUCGGGACGAUGGAUCCCCGUAGGACGCACCAAAGAACCGACCAUGGUCGUAGAAAAUCUGGUACCUGGUCAAGAGUACAAGUUCCGUGUUGCCGCCGUGAACGCGGAAGGUGAAUCGGAACCUUUGGAAACGGAUCAUGGAAUCGUGGCGAAAAAUCCAUUCGACGAGCCAGGCCCACCUGGUCGCCCAGAGGCAACCGAUUGGGACAAAGAUCACAUAGACCUAAGAUGGACUCCACCAUUGACCGAUGGUGGAUCUCCAAUCACUGGAUAUGUGAUCGAGAAACGCGAAAAGGAUAGUCCACGCUGGAUAAAGGCUUGCGAAACCGGACCCGAUUGCAAGGGUCGCGUCGACAACCUCGACGAAGGCGUCGAGUACGAGUUCCGCGUAAAAGCUAUCAAUGCCGCUGGUCCUGGUGAACCCUCCGACGCCAGCAAGCCAAUUACAGCCAAGAGUCGACGACUCGCACCAAAGAUUGACCGAAAGAACUUGCGCGACAUCACGGUACGCGAGAACGAAGGAUUCCACUUCGACGUGAAAAUCAUUGGAGAACCACCACCAGACGUCACAUGGGUCAUCAACAACAAGAGUAUUCAACAGACAACGUUCCGUAGGAUACAAAACGUUCCGUACAACAGCAAAUUCUUCAAUGACAAACCUGAGCGAAAAGACAGUGGCAUGUACAAGAUAACAGCGGUGAAUCAAUAUGGAUCUGACACAGCUGAAGUCGAAGUUACAGUUGUCUCUAAACCCGGUAAACCCGAGGGACCGCUCGAAGUGUCGGACAUUCACAAAGAAGGAUGCACGCUCAAGUGGAAGAAACCAAAGGACGAUGGCGGUGAACCGAUCGAAGCGUACCUCGUGGAAAAGUUCGAUCCAGACACAGGUGUUUGGUUACCAGUCGGUAAGACAACUGCACCAGAGAUGAAGGUAGAAGGACUGACACCUGGACACGAGUAUAAGUUCAGGGUGAAAGCGUUGAACAAGGAAGGAGAGUCGGAACCUUUGGAGACUUACAGUUCGAUCGUGGCUAAGGAUCCAUUCACUGUUCCAAGUCCUCCGGGAGCACCGGAACCGGUCGACUGGACUGCCAACCAGGUUGAACUGACUUGGAAAGAACCUGUCAGCGACGGUGGUUCGCCAAUCACCGGGUACAUAAUCGAAAAGAAGGAUAAGUACAGUACAAUGUGGGAGAAGGCACUGGAAAUCGAGACACCCAGCACGAAAGCUUUGGUCCAUGGUUUGAUCGAGGGCAACGACUACCUGUUCCGAGUAAUAGCCGUGAACAAAGCUGGUCAAUCGGAACCAGGAGAUGCCAGCAAAACGUUUACGGCUAAGCCACGAUUCUUGGCACCGAAGAUUGAUCGUCGCAAUCUACGGGACGUCACCCUGUCGGCUGGUUCGUUGCUCAGAUUUGACGCUAACGUAAUCGGCGAACCACCACCACACAUCGAGUGGCGAUACGGAGCCAUACCUUUGCACUCGGAUAGAAAAGUGCAAAUCGACAAUUCAGAGUACAGUACCAAGUUCAGCAUUCGUCCCGUGUCGCGCGACGACAGCGGUGAUUAUACAGUCACGGCAAGCAAUUCAUCCGGAAGAGACUCCGUCACGGUACAAGUCACAGUCACCGAUAAACCGAUGCCGCCCGAAGGACCGCUUCAAGUCACGGACGUUCACAAAGAGGGAUGCAAACUGAAGUGGAAGAGACCGAAAGACGACGGUGGUACUCCCAUCGAGUACUACCAAGUCGAUAAAAUGGACCCAGAGACUGGAUGCUGGGUGCCUUGCGGACGCUCUACCGAACCUCUUCUGGAAGUGACGGGAUUGACACCAGGCAAGGAAUAUUUGUUCCGUGUAAGUGCGGUAAAUGCCGAAGGGGAGUCCAAACCUCUGGAAGCGGAACACGCGAUAUUAGCCAAGAAUCCAUAUGACGAACCAGGUAAACCUGGCGAUCUACGAGUCACCGAUUGGGACAAGGACCACGUCGAUCUCAAAUGGACUCCGCCCGAGAGCGACGGUGGCUCGCCUGUCACGGGAUACAUCAUUGAAAAGAAAGACAAAUACGGUGAAUGGGAAAAGGCUCUCGAAGUGCCGGCGGACGAAACAUCGGCAACCGUUCCCGACUUGAUAGAAGGCCAACCGUACGAGUUCCGUGUACGAGCCGUAAACAAAGCUGGCCCCGGCGAGCCUUCCGAUGCGACGCCAACAAUCAUUGCCAAACCGCGAAACCAAGCGCCCAGGAUCGAUCGUACAAAUCUGGUGGAGGUCAGAAUCAAAGCUGGUCAGAAUUUCAGCUUCGACGUGAAGGUUACCGGUGAACCUCCACCAACCACCAAAUGGACGUUGGGCAAACGCGAGGUCAGGCCCACCGAUCGCAUCAAAGUCAAACACGUCGAUUACAACACCACCCUCAGCGUCAGAAUGGCAACCAGAGCUGAAUCUGGUAAAUACACGAUCACAGCCGAGAACAUAAACGGCAUGGACGAGGCAGUGGUCAAAGUGACGGUACUAGACAAACCUAGCCCACCUCAAGGACCGCUUAGAGCAUCGGACGUGCACGCCGAAGGAUGUAAACUAACUUGGAAACCUCCGGAAGACGACGGCGGUCAACCGAUCGAAAAGUACGUCGUCGAAAAGAUGGACGAAACGACCGGUCGUUGGGUACCAGCAGGUGAAACCGACGGACCUGAGACGUCUCUUCAAGUGGACGGGCUCACUCCGGGUCACAAAUACAAGUUUAGAGUACGAGCGGUUAACAAACAAGGCAAAUCGGAACCGCUCACUGCUAUGCAAAGCGUCGAAGCAAAGAAUCCGUUUGACGAACCAGGAAAGCCUGGCACGCCAGUCGUCAGCGAUUACGACUCUGACUUUGUCGAACUUCAAUGGGAUCGUCCUCAAGAAGACGGCGGUUCCCCCAUUACUGGUUACAUCAUAGAGAAGCGAGACAAAUACAGUCCUACUUGGGAGAAAUGCGCGGAAGUCGAGGGUGACGUGAAUCGUGGAAAAGUGAAUGAUCUUGUCGAAGGGACCCAUUAUGAAUUCCGUGUUAGAGCGGUGAACAAAGCUGGACCGGGUGAACCGUCCGACGCUUCUAAAUCCCACUUGGCGCGUCCUAAGAAUCUUCCACCAAAGAUCGACAGGAAGUACAUGUUGGAUGUGAAAGUAAAAGCUGGUGGUUUCUACGACUUUGACGUUCCGGUAAUCGGCGAGCCACCUCCAACCAAGGAAUGGUCGCUAAAGGGUACGGUCAUCAUACCGACGGAUCGUAUCAAAAUCGUCAACGAAGACUACAAUACCAAAGUUCGCGUAAUGGAAGCGAAACGUUCCGAUUCUGGCGUAUACACGUUGGAAGCCAAGAACAUCAACGGCAGAGACAGCGCUACCCUAACCGUGAACGUUCUCGACGUGCCAUCUCCGCCGGAGGGUCCGUUGAAGAUCGACAGCGUGACAAAGAACGGUUGCAACUUGAAGUGGCGAGCACCGAAAGACGACGGUGGCUCGGAGAUACAAUAUUACCAGGUGGAGAAGAUGGACACAGAAAAUAUGCGAUGGGUACCGGUAGCAGAAGCAACGACCACUUAUGCUCACGUCGAUCAUCUGAUCGAGGGACACGAUUAUCAAUUCCGCGUGCGUGCCGUUAACAAACAAGGAGAAUCUCAACCGCUUACCGGUAUGGAUACGAUUACUGCUAAAGAUCCAUUUGAUAAACCUGACAAACCGGGAGCACCGGUCGCUACCGACUGGGACAAGGAUCGCGUCGACCUGGAGUGGGCAGCGCCGAAGAAAGACGGCGGUUCACCCAUAACUGGAUACAUUAUCGAGAAACGACCACGUUUCGGACAAUGGGAGAAGGCGCUCGAGAUCGACGGAAAUAAGACUAACGCUAGAGUACCGGAUCUGAUAGAAGGUCAAGAGUACGAGUUCAGAGUCAUCGCUGUGAACAAAGCUGGUCCUGGUGAACCCUCGGAAGCUUCUGCUCCGAUCGUCGCCAAACCACGAUUCCUUGCUCCAUCUUUCGACCCGCACCUACUGAACGACCUUGUCGUUCGAGCUGGACAGAAGAUCAGCUACAUCAUUCCCAUCCAAGCUUCGCCUAAGCCUGUGGCCACAUGGUCGCUGGAAGGUGCAGUAAUCAUGGCCGAUUCUCGUCACGAAAUGUACACUACUCACACCGAAACUACCUUUGAGAUACCAUUCUCCGUUCGCUCUGAUACCGGUCGAUACACAUUGACUCUCGAAAACGAUCAAGGAAAAUUCAGCGCGAGCGCUAGAGUCACUGUUCUGGACAGACCUUCGCCACCACAGAAACCACUACAAAUUAGCAAUAUUACCAAAGAAGGUUGUCAUUUGACUUGGGGUCAUCCGGCGGACGACGGAGGUAGUCCUAUCUUGCACUACAUUAUCGAAAAGAUGGACCUGUCUCGAGGCACGUGGUCCGAUGCUGGCAUGAGCACGAUACUGAGCCACGAAGUAGCCCGAUUGACGCAUCGCAAAGAGUAUCUGUUCCGAGUUAAGGCUGUUAAUUCCAUAGGAGAAUCCGAUCCGCUCGAAGCACCCAAGAGCAUCGUAGCGAAGAACGAAUUCGACGAGCCAGACGCACCUGGAAAGCCACAGAUUACGGAUUGGGACAAAGAUCACGUGGAUCUGAAGUGGCCAGCGCCAGGCAGCGACGGUGGCUCUCCGAUCACAGGAUACAUUGUUCAAAAGAAAGAGAAGGGUAGUCCUUACUGGGUUAACGCUGUCCACGUACCACCUAAUCAGACAAGCGCAACCGUUCCCGACUUAACGGAAGGACAAGAAUACGAAUUCCGUGUGAUCGCGGUGAACGCAGCCGGACAAUCGGAACCAUCCGAACCGAGCGACCUCAUCACUGCGAAACCUCGUUACCUGGCUCCAAAGAUCAAGACGCCUUUGCAAGACAUCCGCAUCAAGGCUGGCCUCAUCUUUCACGUUGACAUUGAUUUCGUCGGUGAACCAACGCCGGAAGUCAGUUGGACCGUAGGAAGCCAAGAACUGCAAACGACCGAAAGGACGACCGUUACUUCGAUCGGUUAUCACACCAUCGUUCAUACCGUUAAUGCUCAACGAUCCGAUUCUGGCCUGUAUCACCUGUUGCUGAAGAACAGUAGUGGAAUAGACGAAGGUAGUUUCCAGGUGAUCGUUCUCGACAGACCAGGCCCGCCAGAGGGUCCUUUGCAAUACGAAGAGAUCACGAGCCAGUCGGUUACUUUGUCCUGGAAACCACCCAAGGAUAACGGUGGUAGCGAAAUUACUGGAUACGUAAUCGAGAAACGUGAUUUGACUCACGGUGGAGGCUGGGUACCAGCGGUAACCCACGUUAAUCCCAAGUACAACCACGCCACCGUUCCGAGAUUACUCGAAGGUACCACGUACGAGUUCAGAGUGUCCGCAGAAAAUCUUCAAGGACGUUCCGAGCCGCUGACCACCGACCACUCGGUCGUCGCCAAGAACCAAUUCGUUGCACCUGGACAGCCUGGCAAGCCGGAAUGCGUCGACGCAGACAAGGAUCACAUAAAGAUCAGGUGGACAGCGCCCAUCAGCAACGGUGGAUCGAAGAUCAUCGGUUACGACGUGGAGCGUCGCGACCGUGCAACCGGUCGCUGGCUAAAGUUGAACAAAGAGCCUGCGAGGUACGCUGAAUAUUACGAUGAUCACGUAACCGAGGGUCACCAAUACGAGUACCGUGUCACGGCUAUAAAUGCCGCCGGAGCAGGCAAACCUAGCGACACAUCUGCGGUGUUUAUCGCGAAACCGAUGAAAGAGAAGCCGAAGUUGAAUCUCGACGCACUGAUAGGACGUAGGAUCAAAGUUCGUGCCGGAGAACCGAUCAACGUUAACAUUCCAUUGUCCGGUGCUCCAACGCCUACCAUCGAAUGGACCAAAGACUCAAAGCCUCUCGUCGAGACUUUGCGAAUCACUACCGAAACGAAGAGCGACCGCACAAACUUGUCGAUCGAGAAGUCGGUACGGGAAGACGGCGGUCUUUACACGAUUACGGCAACGAACGAGCACGGCAAAGAUUCAGCCGACAUCGAGGUGAUCGUGGUAGACAGACCAGGACCACCCCAAGGUCCUCUUCAAUACACUGGCACCACUCAAGAGUCCGUAUCCUUGUCUUGGAACCGACCACUGGACGAUGGCGGAUCCGACAUUACCAACUACAUCGUCGAAGUAUCGGACUACGGAGCAGACAAUUGGCGUCAAACUCCUGGUUAUUGUCCGAGAACCAGCUACACUGCCAAAGGACUCACCGAGGGCAAAAAGUAUGUCUUCAGGGUACGAGCGGAGAACAUGUACGGUGUUUCGGAACCGUUAGAAGGGAAACCAGUUAUCGCCAAGAGUCCGUACGAUCCACCAGAUGCACCAAGUCAACCCGAAAUCCUUGGCUACACACCCAACAGCUGCAGUCUCCUCUGGACCCCACCGGUCAAUACCGGUGGCAAGCCUAUCACUGGAUAUUACGUGGAGAGGCGUGAACGCGGUGGCGAAUGGUUGAAAGUUAACAACUAUCCAACUCCAAAUACAACCUUUACCGUGCAAGACCUUCACGAAGGAUCGAAAUACGAAUUCCGAGUGAUUGCUGUUAACGAAGCAGGACCUGGUAAACCUAGCAAGCCUACCGAACCGAUCACUGCUGGACAUCAACGUCUACGUCCUGAUGCUCCCGAGCCACCGAAACCUGACAGAAUAACGAAGGAUUCCGUGACGCUUAGCUGGCGUCCACCGCGCAACGACGGUGGUGCCAAGAUCAGAGGAUACAUAAUCCAGAAGAAGACAAGAGCUCAGGACGAAUGGGACGACGUAAACGGUGCAUUGAUACCAACGAACGUUUACACGGUCCCGAAACUGACCGAAGGCGAAGAGUAUCUGUUCAGGGUGAUCGCGGUGAACGAUGUCGGCAAGAGCGAUCCGAGUCGCGCGAGCAAUCCGAUCGUUAUCGAGGAACAACCCAACAAACCCGUCAUGGAUCUUGGUGGAGUUCGCGAUAUCACCGUUCGUGCAGGCGAAGACUUCUCUAUUCACGUGCCAUACAUCGGUUUUCCGAAACCAACUGCCACCUGGUUCGCUAACGACGUUAUCAAAGAUGAAACCGACUCACGAGUACACCAACAGUUGGGUGAUGACUAUGCUAGCUUGGUGGUGAAGAAUUCGAAGCGUUCGGAUGGCGGUCAGUACCGUCUGCAGCUACGCAAUUCUUCCGGCUUCGACACGGCCACUGUGAACGUUAAAGUUCUCGAUCGUCCAAAUCCUCCCGUGAAUCUCCAUGCCGACGAAUUUGGCGGAGACGCUCUUACUCUCUUCUGGAAUCCACCGAAAGACAACGGUGGCGCCGAUAUUACCAACUACGUGGUCGAGAAACGAGAACCAAAAGGAACGUGGUCGAAGGUUAGCAGCUACAUCACAACACCGUUCGUCCGAGUAAGGAACCUGAUGGUGGGAAGCAUGUACGAAUUCCGGGUGAUGGCUGAGAAUCAAUACGGCACCUCGGAUCCUGUUACGACGAUGGAUCCGAUCAAGGCUAGACAUCCGUUCGAUCCACCUGGAGCACCUGGUACUCCAAGAGGCGUCGAAACCACCGAAGACAGCAUCACGAUUACCUGGACCAAGCCUCGUCACGAUGGAGGCUCUCCUAUUCUUGGAUACGUUAUCGAGAAACGACUUCUGAGCGAGGACAAAUGGGUGAAAGCCACCCCGUCUCUCGUUCACGAGACUACUUAUAGAGUGACUGGAUUGAUCGAAAAUCACGAUUACGAGUUCCGCGUAGCGGCUGAAAAUGCAGCUGGCCGUGGACCAUGGAGCUCCAAUUCCGACGUGAUCAGAGCCAGUGCACCGCCUUUCCCACCAAAGAUCACGUCCGAUCUGAGCAUUCGCGAUAUGACGGUGAUUGCCGGAGAACCGUUCACGAUAACGGUACCAUACACGGCAAAUCCAAAACCAAGACCAAGCUGGUCCAUCAACGGCGAAGAAGUCCUUACCGGAGAUAGGAUCAAAUUUGAUACCACGGACGUCGCCUCGCAAUUCAUCAACAAGAAAGCCAAGAGAUCCGACACGGGAACUUACACGAUUUAUCUGACGAACACCGUUGGCACAGACUCUGCUUCCUGCAAGGUUCUCGUUGUCGACAAACCAUCACCGCCGCAAGCACCUCUCGAUAUAUCCGACAUCACUCCCGAAACCUGCACGUUGUCUUGGAAACCACCGUUCGACGAUGGUGGUUCACCUGUCACGAAUUACGUUGUCGAGAAAUUGGAUCCGGCUGGCUAUUGGGUAAAACUGAGCAGUUUCGUGAGGAACACUCACUAUGACGUGAUCGGUCUGGAACCGAAUCGCACGUACAACUUCCGUGUUCGCGCGGAGAACCAGUACGGAAUAUCGGAUCCGUUACAAGCCGACGAACCGAUCACCGCCAAAUUCCCAUUCACGGUGCCCGAACCACCUGGACAACCGCGCGUUAUCGAUUGGGACACGUCGAAUGCGACAGUUGUAUGGACUCGACCCAUAUCCGACGGUGGAUCUCGUAUUCAGGGUUACAAGAUCGAAUUCCGCGAUCCUGCCGACGAUGCUCAAUGGCGAGUGGCAAACGACUACCUGGUCAAAGAUACAACUUACAUCUGUUACAAUCUCUUGAGUGGUCACGAGUACGAGUUUAGAAUAAGAGCAAAGAACGCUGCCGGCUUUAGCAAGCCUAGUCCACCUUCGGCACCGUUCAAAUUGAAGAGCAAGUUCAACGUACCUUCGCCUCCAGGUACACCACAGGUAGUUAAAGUUGGCAAGAACUACGUUGACCUGAAAUGGGAGGCUCCGGUAUCGGACGGUGGUAGCCGCAUCACUGGUUACAUAAUCGAGAAGCGCGAAGUCGGAAGCGCUCUUUGGGCAAAGUGCAACGAGUACAACGUGACCGAUACCGAGUACACCGUUUUGCAUCUGAUCGAGCGCGGCGACUACGAGUUCCGUAUAUUUGCGGUGAACGCUGCGGGAAGAUCCGAGCCGAGCUCUUGCACCACACCCGUCAAGAUCUGCGAGGUCGAAGGUGGGGAGAAACCAGAAUUUGUCAGGACUCUGCCGAUCAGUCAACACACACCGCUCGGAAAGAUGCUGGUACUCGAAUGCGAAGCUACCGGAAAGCCUUUGCCAACCGCCAGGUGGCUGAAAAACGGCAGAGAGAUCACGAUCGGUGGUCGUUUCCGAACAGAAGCGUUCGACGGUAUCUACAGGUUGAUUAUAUCAGAAGUAUGGGACGCGGACGCUGGCGAUUACAGUUGUCAAGUAUCGAAUCCGCUCGGUAUAGCUACGACAACGUGUUGGUUGAAGAUCGGUACUCCGCCUCGCAUCGAGCGCAUGCCGGAUGACUUGUACCUAGCCGAGGGAGAUAACACCAAGAUCAAGAUCUAUUACAGCGGCGAUCAACCGAUGGACGUUACUUUGAAAAAAGACGGGCACAAGGUGGUGGAAACGGGUCAUCUCAAGUACACGGUGUUCGACGAGUAUCUGAUCAUCUUUAUAAAGGAUAUUCUAAAGGAGGACGCUGGCGUUUACGAUCUGUCAAUAUCGAACGACAGCGGUAGCGUGAGCGGUUCCUUCAACGUCUACAUCACCGGUCUACCCGGACCGCCAACAGGACCUCUCGACGUCUCGGACAUUAAUAAACACACUUGCACGCUUUCCUGGCAUCCACCGAAAUUCGACGGCGGUUUACGCGUUACUCACUACGUGGUUGAACGUCGCGACGUCAGCCUCACACACUGGAUCAUCGUCUCCUCUUUCUGCAAGGACACCACCUUCAUGGUGCAAGGUCUGACGGAAGGACAGGAGUACCUCUUCCGCGUAAUGGCGGUGAACGAUAACGGAAUGGGACCUCCGCUCGAGGGUACCAAUCCGAUCAAAGCCAAGGCACCGUUCGAUCCUCCGGGUCCACCGGGAACCCCAAAGGUGAUCGAAGUCGGUGGAGACUUUGUGAACCUUUCGUGGGAGAAGCCAGAAACGGACGGCGGUUCGAAGAUCCAAGGAUACUGGAUCGACAAACGAGAAGCCGGCAGUCAAACCUGGCAACGCGUCAACAUCGUUAUCUGCCUGCCGACUCAGAUCAAUAUCAGCAACCUAAUCGAAGGAAGGCAGUACGAGUUCCGCGUGUUCGCACAGAACGCCGCUGGUCUCGGUCCAGAAUCGAAAGCUUCGACCUCGGUGAAGAUCACCGAUCCUCAAGCGGCCAAACCACCGGAAGUCAUUCAACCGUUGCACAAAGUCAACUGCGUGCAAUAUCACAACGCGCAAUUCCAAUGCAAGAUCAUCGGUACACCGAAACCGACUAUCACCUGGUUCAAGGGAGCACGCGAGAUCGUCAGCGGUUCCCGAUACAAUAUAUAUUCGGAGGGCGACGUGCACUAUCUGAUAAUCCACGACGUCUUCGGCGAAGACGCGGACGAGUACUUCUGCCGAGCGGUGAACAAGUGUGGCGUGAAAUCAACCAAAGGCGAAUUGUUGAUCAAGACACCGCCGAAACUGAACGUACCGCCUCGUUUCCGAGACACAGCAUUCUUCGACAAGGGCGUCAACGUCGUGAUCAAGAUUCCGUUCACCGGUUACCCGAAACCAAAGAUCAGCUGGGUCAGAGAAGGCGAGGUGAUCGAAUCCGGGGGACACUACACCGUCGAGGUGAAAGAGAGACACGCGGUCCUCACCAUCAUAGACGGCAGUCGAAUCGAUUCAGGUCCUUAUCGCAUCACCGCCGAAAACGAUCUAGGCCAAGACACGGCCAUCAUCAAGAUUCAGAUCAGCGAUCGUCCAGACCCGCCCAGAUUCCCACAGGUGGACAACAUUGGCCACGACUCGUUGGCCCUCAGCUGGAAACCACCGGUCUGGGACGGCGGCAGCAACAUCACCAAUUAUCUGGUCGAGAAGCGAGAACAUCCGAUGACCAGCUGGAUCCGAGUCGGAAAUACCAGAUUCUGCACGAUGGCGGUUACCGGACUCAGCCCUGGCCACCAAUACGACUUCAGAAUUUCCGCGGAGAACAUUUACGGCCGAUCGGACCCGAGCGAAGUAACGCCUCUGAUCACCACCAAGGGUACCGUCAAGAGGGAGUUCAAGAAGAAGGAAUACCCGGUGGACGAGUCCGGCAAGAAGAUUCGCGGACGAAGCGACGAGAAACCACGGGACUACGACCAAUUCGUGUUCGAUGUUUACAGCAAGUACGUGCCGCAGCCGGUUGAAAUCAAACACAUCUCGGUCUACGAUAGAUACGACAUUCUCGAGGAGAUUGGAACCGGCGCGUUCGGGGUGGUUCACCGUUGUCGCGAACGAGCCACCGGUAACAUCUUUGCCGCCAAAUUUAUCCCCGUAUCCCACGCGAUGGAGAAGGAACUGAUCAGGAAGGAAAUCGAUAUAAUGAAUCAGUUGCAUCAUCCGAAACUGAUCAAUCUUCACGACGCGUUCGAGGACGACGACGAAAUGGUGUUGAUAUUCGAAUUCUUAUCCGGCGGUGAACUGUUCGAGAGAAUCACGGCGGAAGGUUAUACCAUGUCGGAAGCCGAAGUGAUCAACUACAUGAGACAGAUUUGCGAGGCUGUAAAACAUAUGCACGAAAAGAACAUCAUACAUCUAGACAUCAAGCCCGAAAACAUCAUGUGCCAGACCCGAAACAGUACCAACGUGAAAUUAAUUGACUUUGGUUUGGCCACGAAACUCGACCCGAACGAGGUUGUUAAGAUCAGCACCGGUACGGCAGAAUUUGCUGCACCUGAAAUCGUUGAACGCGAACCAGUCGGCUUCUACACGGACAUGUGGGCUUGCGGUGUACUAGCCUACGUUUUGUUGAGCGGUCUGUCGCCGUUUGCCGGAGACAACGACAUCGAAACUCUGAAGAACGUUAAAGCCUGCGACUGGGACUUUGACGAAGAGGCAUUCCGCGACGUGUCCGAAGAAGGCAAGGACUUUAUCAGGCGGCUGCUCGUCAAGAACAAAGAGAAACGUAUGACCGCUCACGAGUGUCUCCUGCAUCCAUGGUUAACCGGUGAUCACAGUAAUCGUACGACUCCGAUCUCGAGCAGUCGAUACCUCAGAUUCAGGGACAGACUGCGAGCCAAGUACGAGAAUUGGGACAAAUACGUGCUUCCUAUCGGCCGAUUAGCCGAAUACUCUUCGUUGAGGAAAUUGUUGAUCGAGAAAUACAAGAUAUACGAUUCCUGUUUCGAUCGACGACAAGCAGCGCCAAGGUUUGUCAUCAAACCUACCAGCGCGUUCGCGUACGAGGGACAGAGCGUGAAAUUCACUUGCCGCGUGAUCGCGAUCGCCGCUCCGACCCUUACGUGGUUCCACAACAACCAGGAACUACGACAAUCUGUCAAAUUUAUGAAACGAUACCACGGCGACGACUACACCUUCAUCAUCAACCGAGUGAAACUAGAGGACAGAGGAGAAUACGUGAUCAGAGCGGAGAAUCAUUAUGGUUACAGAGAAGAAGUCGUCUUCCUGAACGUGCAACCGCUGCCUAUUCAGAUCCCGAAAUACAGGCCAGAACUGCAUCCAGUCCGAAGGAGAGAACCGCUUGGCUACAACGUUUGGAUGGAAACGAUCGAAUCGGCACCGAGCUUCACCUUCUUGCUUCGACCGCGUGUCAUUCAAGUCAGACAAACGUGCAAACUUCUCUGUUGCUUGAGCGGUAAUCCACCGCCGACGGUUAAAUGGUACAAGGACAGAGAAGAACUCUCGAAACAUCAUUAUGCGAUGACGAACGCGGACGGUGUGGUCACGAUGGAAAUAAUCGACUGUAAACCAGAAGACAGCGGCAAAUAUCGUUGCGUCGCGACGAACAAACACGGAAAGGAUGAAACUAGCUGCGUGGUCAUUGUCGAAGGCACCGGGGAAACCGAGGAGCAAGUUAAAUUAGCGCACGACCUCCUACAUUCCGGAGAUCGAAGAUUCAUCGAGCAACCGUUGAAACCAGCACCACCGCCGAUCAUAACGGUACACAAAUCCAGCGGAUACAGUGGAUACAGUUCCACCACCACGCAGGGUCAUAAUUAUAAUAGUUCUACCACCAAACAUAAUUCCACUACUUCCUCUUCGUCCUCCUAUAAAGCCACAGACUCCAGUACAGACAAACGAAGCGUCAAGAAAUAUGGACUCGAUGCCACCGGCAGCCCAUCCCGCUCUAGGAGUACGACCAAAGAACUAGCUUAUCCACCCGACGACUCGAUGAGACCGCCGCAGUUUACAAAAAAAUUGAGCGAUCUGACGAUCGGUGACGGAGAACAAUUGGAACUCAGCGCGAAAGUUGACGGUGAUCCAGAACCACAAAUUACCUGGUUAAAGAAUGGCAAGACGCUGAGCUCUUCAGAGAUCAUGAGUCUGAAAUACAAAGCCGGAGUUGCCACUCUCAUUAUCAACGAAGUCUUCCCCGAAGACGAAGGCGAAUACACUUGUCAGGCGAGUAACAGUAUCGGUACUGUAACUACCUCUUGCAAGUUGACCAUAAAACCGAUGACGAAUGCAGCGGCAAAGAAAAAGACCGACGACAAACCUCCACAAAUCGUGGACCAUUUAACGAGCAUGUUCGUAAAGGACGGCGAGGCCGUGAUCUUGAGCUGUCGAAUAAUAGGCGCGAAGAAAUUCGACGUGGUCUGGCUUCACAAUAACAAGGAAAUCAAACCUAGCAAGGACUUCCAAUACAGCAACGAGGCCAACAUCUAUAAACUGAACAUAGCCGAAAUCUUCCCCGAAGAUUCUGGUACUUACACCUGCGAGGCAUUCAAUGACGCAGGAGAGAGCUUCUCGUCGUGCACAUUAAAUGUACUUGUUCCAAACGAGGAACCGAAAAGUCCAGUUUUCACGACAUUCCCAAAAUCUGCAACGAUAGGCGAAGGCGAAUCGGUUACAUUCGUAUGCAAGACUGAAACCGCGCCUCUGAAAGUAACGUGGCUGAAAGACGGAAAAGCGCUCCCAGAGACCAGCAGCAGGUAUCUCUUCAGUUCAGACGGUGACAAAUCGUUCGAGUUGCGUAUUAAAGCGUGCACGGCCAGCGACGUGGGUCAGUACGUUGCUCGCGCGAUCGGCAAAAAGGGUGAAACCAAUGCUGCUUUUGCCCUAAACGUUACAAGUGCUAACGAACUGUGAAUUCACUGAUUUCGUACGUGAACAAAUCGCAACGCGACAAAGUUGGCAUCCACAACGUUAUCGAGAGAAAAUCAUGUAAAAAUGGACUGUACAAAUUUGUGACUCGCAAAUGAACGCGAUCAUAAAGAACGUGACGCUCGUGUAUAAAUGAGAAAUUGAAAAAACUAUUGUAUUUGCACUGUUCUAUAUGUAAAUUAUCCUUGGAACGCUGUACUUUCUUUUUGUGUGUUUAUCAUAUCGCAAAAACAAAAAAAUCAUGUCGUUAUAUGGUGAAGAAUAUGGCCAAGAAUCCAAAGCGUUAAAGAAUACGGAUAGCACGCGCAAUCUAUUACGCUAAUACGAGCUUUGCUGUAUACACGAAUUAGCAUAUUUUAAGUACAUACAAUAAUACAUAACGGCAGUACGAAAGGUAAGUCGAACCAGCAAUGGUUCGUUGUAGCCCGUCCCGGCAAGAUAGCCAGCAUCCUCGUCUAUUAGAACGUUAAAUAACAUCUUAUCCUGCCUGGACGACUAUAGUACGAAAUAAUUGAUAGUACUGCCGUAAUGUACGUCCUUAUUCCAUGUAAUCGUACGCACCGUCGUGUUAUACAUGUUUGAAGACUGCUUCCGUUACAAAAUUUACGAUAAAUAGAAAAUGAUUCUCAAAUAUAAAA
Molecule: messenger RNA, 28900 nt
Organism: Osmia lignaria (orchard mason bee)
Lineage: Eukaryota; Metazoa; Arthropoda; Insecta; Hymenoptera; Megachilidae
Source: RefSeq, a predicted model, not a curated record